Messenger RNA from Bactrocera neohumeralis, 648 nucleotides. RefSeq lists its product as uncharacterized. The transcript is spliced from 4 exons. The record is from RefSeq and is a predicted model, not a curated record. NCBI's taxonomy places the organism in Eukaryota, Metazoa, Arthropoda, Insecta, Diptera, Tephritidae. Bases 20 to 547 code for a protein of 175 amino acids.
UGUCUGAAUAACUGAAAACAUGUUAGAUAAACAAAAAGAGAAGCAGUCAUCAUUUAUUAAAUGCAAGUCGCUUUUUAGGGAUCCUAGUUUGCUAUUUGAAUUUCAAACCGAAACAGUAAAACUGCUUGUAUACAACUUCGCCAUUGUAUUGCUGAUUGCAAAUCAAGAUGUUGGCUGGAACUAUAAAUUCAAUGGGAAUGAAAUAGCAAAUCGAUUUGGUCAAGAACUGAUCGAGCCGACUAUUUUAUCGAAAUUUGGGUUCUGUUUUCGAUUAUUGACAAUCAUAUUAAACACAUUGGCCGUCAAUGUGAUCAUUAAUCCGAAACGGAAUAAUCGCACAUUUCUACUGCCAUGUAUACUUUGGAAUUUUUAUAGUAUUACUUCAGUGGCAGAAAACAUUAUGGAAAUUAUAUGGACCAUGUAUCUACUGGAGGUGCCUUUUCACUUAUUCCUUACCAUUUCAAUGGUUGGUAUAUUUAUGAUUUGUUUACAAAGUAAAUUAACACUGCAAGUGUUACGUUUCUACGAGUAUUUAAAUUAUGUAUAGUAGGUAUGUUAAGCGGUUGUCAUUAAUAUAUAGCAAUUGUAAAAUGAUAUACAUACAUAUGUAACAAUAAAAAAGGGGAAAUAUCAUGGCUAUAAACAUGC